This is a messenger RNA of Brassica napus (rape), 1643 nucleotides long. RefSeq lists its product as uncharacterized. The transcript has a single exon. NCBI's taxonomy places the organism in Eukaryota, Viridiplantae, Streptophyta, Magnoliopsida, Brassicales, Brassicaceae. Bases 755 to 1153 code for a protein of 132 amino acids. The record is from RefSeq and is a predicted model, not a curated record.
UAAUUUGUUUCAGUAAAUAUAACCUGUCUAGAUACUACUUAUGGACAGAAAAUAUAUCUUAGAACACAACUAUAGUGUCUCCAGGGAGCAUUAGAAUAGUUGGACAUCUUUGAUUUGACCAAAGUUAUGUCUUUAGAGGUCUUUGUAGAGGCAGGGUGGCAUGUGUCUCCAAACUCAUGACUGCUUUUAUAAAACAAAUUUUAAAAGUAAUGUAUGCAUGGAGCAUGAUGAAUUGAUGAUCAGUAUAUUACUCCUAAAUUAUACAAAACCGUUGAUCAACGAUUUGUUUUAACUUUUAACACAGAUAUACUAGGGUAUAUGCGUGAUCAGGAUAUACGAUUAAGAAGAUGUUGCCGACAAAAAAGAAAUUAAAAAGAUGUUAAAAUAUUAAUUUUUCAUAUGUAUUUUUGGGCGGUAAGCUCGUAAAUUGAAAUGCUUUAUAGACUAAAUCUUGUAAGCAUAUAUAACACAUAGUAAUACCCUUACACAACCUCAUUUUGCAAAUAAUAAUUAGGACGAUUUUAUGCAUUUACUAUGCAUUGUUAGCUGGAAGUCAAACUAUCCUGUAUAUCUUAAGCAUAUCUUAUUAUCUUAAUGAUUUGACUUACAAAUAAAACUGUAACUAUUCUAAUUAGAAAAAUCAUAUAACUUGGGUACAACCGUACAAGUUAUGAGUUAGUGCACCAGCACUGUCUAAUGCCAUUACUACAAAUACUUUCUCAUCUUCAACUCCUCUCUUCAUUCUGAGAUCUCUAUGCUUCAAUUCACAAAAGAUCAUCAUCAUCGGAAAAACACUAAAAGCCAGAAAAUGACCCUCUUUAAAAGGCCAUGCAUGUACUCAAAGGUGCACAAGGAAGAUCCAGAAGAGGUGUUGCACCAACGAGCCAAGUUCUUGAUUUACAAAACGCUUCAACAAGUGGACUUGGUUUCUCGGCGUUCUUCUCCUUCCUCGUCGUUUCUACGGAUGAAGCUUUUAAGGUUGAAGGUAGAGAUCGGAAAGAGUUUGACUAAGCUGCGACAGAGCGUAGUAUCCGCCGUAAGUUUUGGUGGAAUUCGAAAGCAUUCUCAAAGCGGCGUGAGAGCCUUGAAGAAGAUGUUCCACGGUGGUGCAACAAAAGGACUACCUAGGCCUAUUUUCAGUCUUGAAGUUUGAUAUUUCUUUUACAUUCUUGUCUUGUGUAUUUAUCUUUUUCUUUUCUUGAAUUGUAUGUUGAUCUCUAUUACGUACAUAAGAUCAACAAUAUAAAAAAAAAGAAGCUUGAGUUCAUUUUCUUUCAUAAAAAGAGGAACGAAAUCUUGAAUUUGAAAUAAUAAUAACCAUUAUUUAUAUGGAACUUGAACUGGGCUUGUUUUAUACAAUUCAAACGAAGAAAUUUCAGUGAAUGUAAUAUAGCCGAGAGGUGGCUCCACGAGAAAGCCACGGAACAAGAAUCACAUAGACAUUCAAGAAUCAGGUGCUGGGUGAAUGAUACCCUUUAAACUUUGGUCAUAUAAACGAUGUAACCAAGUAGGGUGAUGUUUUGUUAAGUGAUGGAAAGGAUCUUGAAUGUGUUGCAGGACGUGCAAGUACAUUGGGAAAUCAAACUCUCCUCCCACAAAAUCGGAGCAUAAUGUAUCAAGUUGAAAUUCGGAUGAUAAGGAGC